CAUGCAAACUUGUGACCUAAGCUGAGGCACCUUCCUGAUCCACCACCUUCCUCCUUCCCUCCAGGGGUUUUUGCCUCUUGGAUGGAGCCAUUGGGGGCUGCAGAUCUCUUCCCAGAGGUUGCAACAAUGCCAAAGGUGCAAGGAGUGGCCCAGGAACUCCAGGCAGAAAUAAAAAUGGAGGAGCAGGACCCAACAGAACCAGGAUCCCGGGAGAAGCUGGAGGCAGGCGAAAGGGAUCCUCAGGUUGUCCAAGUCGGGACCAUCAAGGAGUUCCUGACCGGCGAAGGCCCAGCACAAGUGAAGCAGGAGCCAGAGGAAGGUUUGCAGCAACAUUGGGAAAACCAGCAGCAGGAGUUCCUGAAGACAGUGGAAUUCCCUUGCUCAGGAUGGAAGCACCUCAGGCUACCUGAGCCCAUCUCUGAGGCAGACACGAAGGAGUUCCAGGCCUCCUUCAAGGAAAUAGCUGGGGCCAGCCAGUGGCCGAAAGCAGACUGGGCAACUGCAGCUGUGCUGGGCCUCCGGGGAGCUCAGAAACCGAGCAGAGGGCUGGAUUCUUCAGGGAAAGGGAAGGACAAGACAGCGAGCAAAGACGCCGCCGACUCAGAGACGCAACGCCAGUGCUUCCGGCGCUUCUGCUAUGAGGAGGCUGAGGGGCCCCGGGAUGUUUGCAAGCAGCUGUGGAAGCUUUGCCACCAAUGGCUGAAGCCAGAGAAACGCUCCAAGGACCAGAUCCUGGAAGUGCUGAUUCUGGAGCAGUUCCUGAGCAUCUUGCCUCUGGAAAUGCAGAGCUGGGUGGGCGAACAAGGCCCGGAGACCUGCAGCAAGGCAGUCGUCCUGGCAGAAGAUUUCCUCCUGAAGCUGCAAGAGUCGGAAGGGUGGGAAGGAAAGGAGUCAGGGUUGUCAAUAAACUCAUUUGUCAGCAGCCCUAAUUCAGAACAGGACUCCUGGGCCCCUGGGAAGAUGCAGCUCUCCAUGGAAGCCAAGCAGGAGGGUGAUGGAGAAUCCCAUUUCUUCGGUGAUGGGCAAGAACAGGAGAAUGAAGAGGAGACAUUCCAGCUGGAAAGACCUGAGCAGACAGACCUCUGUGGAAUAUCCCUGGGAAGAGCCAAAGGAGAUUUCUUCCAGGGGCUUGACAUGGGGCUGAUGCCAGGAAGUCCCCCGGCGCCGGGAGGUCCUUGGGAAAACCCUCCUGGGAAGGCAGCCAAACAGGCUUAUCAUUACGAUGCAGUGGGCGCCGGGUUAGAUGAAAGUCCCUUCCAGGAGGAGAUCAUUAAGUUGAAGAUAAAGAAAGAGCAGUCCGAGGACAGGAGCUUCAGCCAGGCCGAGAAGCCAUACAAAUGCUUGUAUUGCGGGAAGACUUCUAACUGCAAGGCCAACCUGGUCGUGCACGAGAGGACCCACACUGGAGAAAAGCCGUACACGUGCCUGGACUGCGGCAAGAGCUUCAACCGGAAGUCCACGCUGGUGAGGCACAAGAGAAUGCACACAGGAGAAAAGCCCUAUGAGUGUGCACAAUGCGGGAGGCGCUUCAGCAUCCGGUGCAACCUCAUCAAUCACGAGAGAAUCCACACGGGCGAAAAGCCGUACAGCUGCUCCGACUGCGGGCAGAGCUUCAGCCGGAGACUGCAGCUCGUCAUCCACCGGAGGACCCACACGGGCGAGACCCCCUAUAGGUGCGCCCAGUGUGGGAAGUGCUUCACUCGGCGCUCGUCCCUCCUGACACAUGAGAGGAUCCACACGGGAGAGAAACCAAACACGUGCGCGGAUUGUGGCAAAAGCUUCAUUCAGAAAGGGUACCUUCUGAUACACAGGAGAAUCCACACAGGAGAGAGACCCUAUAAAUGUUCGUCGUGCGAGCAGAGGUUUCUUAAUCGAAGUGAUCUGCGUAGACACGAGAAAAUCCACGUGGGAGCCAACCCCCUGGAUGUUAAGAGUUGUCAGACAGGAUGAGGCCUUGGCGAUGGCCACACUUCAGCAAUGUGAUUCCCUCAAAGUACAAAUGCAGAAUUUAAUUUUUUAAAAGAAUGUUUCCCUUAAAAAUAAAGAAAACCAUAGAACUGUCACUUGAAAAUUA
Molecule: messenger RNA, 2074 nt
Organism: Podarcis raffonei (Aeolian wall lizard)
Lineage: Eukaryota; Metazoa; Chordata; Lepidosauria; Squamata; Lacertidae
Product: zinc finger and SCAN domain-containing protein 30-like
Exons: 4
Coding region: 82-1950 (622 amino acids)
Biological process (GO): regulation of transcription by RNA polymerase II
Cellular component (GO): nucleus
Molecular function (GO): DNA-binding transcription factor activity, RNA polymerase II-specific; RNA polymerase II cis-regulatory region sequence-specific DNA binding
Source: RefSeq, a predicted model, not a curated record